Cooperia oncophora is the source of this 516-nucleotide messenger RNA. The record is from the annotation of a GenBank genome assembly. NCBI's taxonomy places the organism in Eukaryota, Metazoa, Nematoda, Chromadorea, Rhabditida, Trichostrongylidae.
GGCAUUCCUUAUCCGGUCUUUCCACCAAACGGGCGUACUAUUCGUGUUGCACGGGUCGAUAUCGCAGCUCGUCUUAUUUACCCUUUCUUCUACGUCUAUGUGAAUCCCGAAUUGCGUUCUGUGAUUCAAGUAAAACAACUGAUUGGUUCAAUGUUUGGUGAUGGUCAACGGGCAGCGGUGGCAUCCCGAUUAGUGCUGGAACGAGAUGCGCAAACGAAUGGUUUAGUAUUGCUUGACUCACCAGCUACGAACUUCGCCGAGUUGCUUCAGCAGUGCUUUUCGGGAGUGCCACUGGUAUAUUGCGAUAGUGGCUCAAAAGGCGAUUCCGUUGCCGAAGUUGACGAAGAUAGAAAGAAACCGCUGAACGAAAGCAUAAUGUUUGCUGUCCUGGAUCGAAAGAAAUUUGCUCAAGUCUUAUUGGUGGAGUUGCCCCCGCAAGGUUCGUUUUACAAAAUGCAUCUGUUCAAUUAUCGCUCUUCAAACGGGAUGCAGGGAACGAGUUGUUGUUCACGAUAG